UAGUGCUGCAGCUGAGAAGAGCUGAAUGAGACUCCUAUUAAAGUCAUUCAGAACUUCCUGAACGAUAUUAUUUGGAUGACAGACAUUUUACAUUAUUUAAGUACAUGUUAGAAACAUUGGCAAGAACAUAUCUGAGAGAAAUAAUGGCAAUGAACGUUAGAUAUAAAGAUGUUUCAUAUUUGAUAAGUGCAUCAUUUUGAUAAAUUUGAGACUAAACACAUUCUGGAGCAUUUUACAGGUUAUCUGUUGACUGGAUCUCGGCAGUGGGUUCUGCAUCUCUCUGGGAGGACUUCUUCCACUCACGGCUUUCCUCCUUCUACAUAAUCUCCAGAAAAACUCCCAACACUCUAACAGUGGCUGGCCAGACAUUUCACAACCUACAUUCCAGUCAGUGGUGUUAACGGACUGAUGGACUUACCCAAGCAGAUUACGAAACUCUUGUAGACCACUGGCGUUGGUAACAUGCGAGUGUGAGGUCACAGAUCCAGUUCUCCUAGUACACCUUCAUUCACAGAUCUCCAUACUAUAAAGGCUGUCACGCCAGUGUAGCGUAUACUGUGGAUUACAUGUGUAAUACUAAUGAUGAUGAAUUUUACACUCUGCAUCUAUUAUAUUUUACAGACAAGACAGUGUUAAUCACUUUCACCUAAUUUAAUUUUAAAUACAAGUUUCUUACAAACAAGUGACAUUCUAAUUCAUACUGGGAUACAGCAAUGGAUUUAUUUCACAGAGAUAAUGUAUGGAAGAUCACAUCUAUUUUAUUUUCAGUAUUACAGCUGGCAAUUGGUCAGAUGCCAGACUUUGUGGGAAUGGGGUAUGGGGGUGGAGCGGAUAGUGCCCCCGUCCUGGACACAACCCCCAGCACUGUAACAGUCAAACAGGGUGAGACAGCCAUACUGGGUUGUCAUGUCCGUAACACCGGAAAUACAUCGGUCAUGUGGUCAUAUGGUCAAGCAUACAAACAAAUUUCCACUGAUGAGGAUAUACUAGUUGAGGACCAGCGACUCAGUAUACAACAUAGAAAUAAUGAUGAGUGGAACCUUGUGAUAAAAAGUGUGCAGUUUGAUGAUGCAAAAGACUAUAUAUGUACUGUACUGUAUUUACCACCACAAGAAAAAUAUGUCACACUCCAUGUUUUUGGUUUACCUCAGAUUGACAAGGACCAGCUACAGGACCGCUACAUGUUCCGAGAAGGGGAGCCUGUGGCCAUAGAAUGUGUGGUCCAUGGGCCUGAUGCAUUGCAGGUCCACUGGUAUGCCUUCAAAACUGACCAAUCCUCCAGGGAGGAACAGAAAGAGCAGGUAUCAAACAACCAGUACUUGAGGAUUGGGCAGAUGAGCCGGGAUACGGACGGGAUAUAUAGAUGUGAGGCCAGCAACAAGUAUGGCAAGGACAUGUACGAGAUACUGCUGCAAACUUCAUAUGCACCAGUUCUCCGGGUACUGGAGAAAGAAGCGAUUGUAAAACUUGGCCAUCCUGUCAAGCUGACAUGCGAGGCUGAUGGUCGACCCCUCCCCAAUAUGGCCUGGUACCACCGAAAGUCUACCAUCAGCAACAACUUUAAGUACCACUUGGCUCAGUACACAGAGAGUGAGACAAAGAAGGUGUCUGAGCUCACCAUACAGCUGACUGAGCAGGAAGACAUGGGCCUGUAUGUGUGCUCAGCUGCUAACAACAAUGGCCGCAAUGACGCUGAGAUCAAGGUUACAGUUAUAUCUGAGAACGACCAAGUAAGCAGCACGCCAUCAACAAAGCUAAACAAGAUUACUUCCAGCACUGACAAGGAAAUGACUCCUCUAUCAAAACAAACACUACCUGCACAACACUUCAGCACCACAACAGGAAAACCAACUGAGCAAACAAGCAUCAAGUAUGAUGGCCCUAAAACUGGGGAGAGUUCCGACAGUUCUGCAAUUGGAGUUUCAGUUUCGAAACCUAUUAUAGCUCUAGCUUCACUAACUGUUAGCUAUAUCAUUGCCACAGUUUUAUAGUAUCAAACCUUCAUAUAGAGCUCUGUGAAAAAUUCUGCAAAGGAAGUAGCCAACAUCUGAGAGAGAGAGAGCGAGCAAGAUGGAUUAUUAUCAAUCAAUAAAUUAAUCCAGAUUUUCACAGUACAAGGACCGGUAUGGUGAAUGUUGACCAAGUGUCUGAACAUCACCUAUCACUGUACAUGUACUACUGUAUUAUAAUAAUAUCAACAGAUAUUUGAAAAGCAAAUUCUUGACAGUUAAAUGAAAGAAUUCUUUCUCAAGAACUUUGUACAAAGUGUGGAUAAAAUACUGGAUGUUGAAGUAUGUACAUGUGCCUUACAAGGAUCCAGGUGUUAGCUUUCACACUGUUAAAAUGACUUGGUCAAAUACAUGCGGCCAUUUUAACGUUACCAAAAUCUAUUUCAUUUCCUUUCUAAAUAUUUUCUAAGUUGUUAUACCUCUUUCAUCUGUUAUUGUACUGAAUGUAUAUGUAAAUAUCGUGUAUAUAUCUAUGCAAGAAUGAAAAGCAUUAAGUUAUAAAUGUUGCUCAAACAGUUAAAAUGAAUACAUGCUUUGUAUACAAGGUUCCGUUAUGACAAAUUGAAUAAAUAAUAGUUUA
This is a messenger RNA of Mya arenaria, 2589 nucleotides long. Its product is annotated as limbic system-associated membrane protein-like. The transcript is spliced from 8 exons. Lineage: Eukaryota; Metazoa; Mollusca; Bivalvia; Myida; Myidae. The record is from RefSeq and is a predicted model, not a curated record. The coding region runs from base 714 to 1991 and encodes 425 amino acids.